AUGGCUUCGCCUUCUGUAUCUAUCUCGCGUCAGUCUUCAAAAGAACAAGGUCGUCGUCCCGCGAGAAAAACGUCCAUAACAAAUGAUGACGGUACAGAAGUGGAUUUAAUGCAAUUUUUGAAUAGUUCUGAACCUGUUAAUAAAAUUAAUAACACGAAACAAUCUAAAGAAUACCAUACAAAACAAACAAACUCAUUUCCCAAUGUAGUAUUAAAACAACAAGAGAAACCAGAGGAUAUUCUGGCAAUGUCCAAGUCUGUUAGUUCAACGUCAAGACCGCUCACACCAGCAAUAAAUAGAUCAUCAUUUCCCGCUUUGGAAUCAACAAGUGUAAAUAACCGUCCUUCAUCACCUCAACAACAACACCCAGUGAGAUUUUCAACUUCAGAUGAAAUGCCAAAUGACAAUUUAACUACAGCACUCGAUGUUCCAUUGCAGUCGCCUCCUCUUCAACAACAAGAUGUUUCUAUUCCAUCACCUACCUCAGCGAACGAUCAUCUUAAAGAUGAGAUACUCCACUCAUUAAAUGAUGAAAUUCUCUCAUUAACUAGCCAUAAUCAAUCAUAUGAAGUUGAACUUCAAAAUUCAAAGCGUCUACAUCUGCAAUAUCAACAGCAAAUCUCUGAAUGCGACGCUUUACUGCGGGAUCUAAGAUCGAAAGAAUCAGACUAUUUAGAAACAAUCAUAGCAAAAGAUUCACAAAUUGCUUUGUUAAGAAUACGUUUACAAGAAUCCGAUGAUUUAUGUAAACAAAAACAGCAAUUAAUUGAGCAGUUACAACUGAAAAUUUCUCAACUUGAGUCUGAACUAUCUGCACGUCAACUUGAUGUGGAUAAAUUACAAAAUGAUUAUCAUCUCGCACAAAAACAAGCUCAGGAUGAAAAACAACAACUUCUUGAUUUGUUAAAACUAAAUGAAAAGAAAAUGACAAGUGAAAAAAUGCAUUUACAAGAUACCCAACAUCAAAAUAAACAGUUAAAACUUUUGAUUCAACAAUUAGAGCAAGAUAUGCAAGAUUAUAAACAAAAAGCACAACGAAUUUUACAAACAAAAGAUAAAUUAAUCGCAAAACUCAAAGAGUUUACUCAACAAAAACCACAACAACGCGCGAGUAUACAUGACGAAUCCAUACUAUUGUCUGAUCAACAACAAUCGUCCGAUGAAACUGGUCUUGAUUUAGCUGAUAAUGGUAAUUUAUCUCCAACUAGUAGCUCUUCACAGAUAAACUGGUCUCAAAUCAAUUAUGAUGAACUUAAAGUUGAAAAUGAACUUUAUAAAUCAGAGUUAAAACAACGUGAAUUACUUAUUUACAAUUUGAAGCAUGAUUUGAGUGAAUAUGAACUUCAACAACAACAUUUCGAUGAACAAACACAUGCCGAUCUCAAACACCUUCAAGAUCAAUUACAAGAUGAAAGAGAUCGUUAUUCUCUCUUAGAACAAGAUUGUAAAAAGUUGAAAACAGAUUAUCAUUUACUGCAAGAUGAUUUACAUAAACAAAAACAGCAAAUGUAUACCCAGUUGACUGAACGAGAACGAGAGUUGGAAAAAUUACGACUACAAUUAACGUCAAAAACAAUUAAUCACUUAAACGAUUAUGAAUUAGAGAAGCGAUUACAAACACUCACUGAAAAUCUAAUACAAAAACAAACGGUCAUAGAAACUCUUCAAACUGAUAAACAGUCGUUGAAUUUACAAUUGGAAAGAUUAGAAGCUCGAUUAAAUGAUUAUGAUCAAAUAUCAACGGCUUCGGCUCAAAAGCGGAAUACGACCACAAUUCAAAUGGGUGGUGAUCAACGUGAAGACGAUGAACAUUCAAACGUCGAAAAUAUUCGGUAUCGCAUGCCUAUAUUACGAGAAACACCGUACGAUGUUGAUUUGGCUAAAAAAGUGAAGAGAGCUGUUAGUGAAUUGGAUAAAUUGGGUAUUCGAUUGGGAGUAUUUCUAAGACGAUAUCCAAUUGUGAGAUUGGGCGUCCUAUUUUACGCGAUUUUAUUGCAUGCAUGGGUACUUUUGGUACUGUUUACAUAUAAACCUGAAACACAUGAUACAAAUUAUCAACCACCAAGUUUGCCGAAACAACCGUGA
Molecule: messenger RNA, 2085 nt
Organism: Didymodactylos carnosus
Lineage: Eukaryota; Metazoa; Rotifera; Eurotatoria; Philodinida; Philodinidae
Source: the annotation of a GenBank genome assembly